AUGGCUGCAUGGAGCAAGGCAACGUGCUCCCAUCUUCCAAGCUGCUUUGGCUACCCCUUGAGCAUCUUCUUCAUCGUCAUCAAUGAGUUCUGCGAGCGAUUCUCCUACUAUGGCAUGCGAGCGGUGCUCGUCUUGUAUUUCAAAUAUUUCCUGCAAUGGGAUGAUAACUUGUCUACAGCCAUCUACCACACGUUCGUUGCUCUGUGCUACUUGACACCAAUCCUUGGAGCGCUCAUUGCAGACUCUUGGCUGGGAAAGUUUAAGACCAUUGUCUCCCUGUCCAUUGUCUAUACGAUUGGGCAGGCAAUCAUGUCUGUGAGCUCCAUAAAUGACCUGACAGAUCACAACCGGGAUGGCUCUCCCGACAAUGUAUCAGUGCACAUUGCUCUGUCCAUGAUUGGCUUGAUCCUCAUUGCGCUUGGUACUGGUGGGAUCAAACCUUGUGUGUCAGCGUUUGGUGGAGAUCAGUUUGAAGAUGAUCAGGAAAAACAAAGAUCUAGAUUCUUCUCUAUCUUUUAUUUGUCCAUUAAUGCUGGGAGUCUCCUAUCUACUAUAAUCACCCCAAUUCUCAGAGCUCAAGAGUGUGGCAUUCAUAGCAAACAGCGAUGUUACCCACUAGCUUUCGGAGUUCCUGCUGCCCUCAUGGCUGUUGCCUUGGUUGUGUUCAUAAUUGGAAGCAGGAUGUACAAGAAAGUUCAACCUCAAGGCAAUAUAAUGAUUCAAGUUUCCAAAUGCAUUGGAUUUGCCAUCAAAAACCGGUUUCGGCAUCGCAGCAAGCAGUUCCCCAAGAGAGAGCACUGGCUAGACUGGGCGAGUGAGAAAUAUGAUAAACGGCUGAUUGCUCAGACUAAGAUGGUGUUGAAGGUGCUUUUCCUUUACAUCCCUCUCCCCAUGUUCUGGGCGCUUUUUGACCAGCAGGGGUCAAGAUGGACACUGCAAGCCACAACAAUGGAUGGGAAUUUUGGAGCUAUUCAGAUUCAGCCAGAUCAAAUGCAGACUGUGAAUCCAAUCCUGAUUGUUAUAAUGGUACCAGUUGUAGAUGCUGUGGUUUACCCUUUAAUCAAGAAAUGCAAGAUCAAUUUUACGCCCCUGAGGAAGAUCACUGUUGGCAUGUUCCUUGCAUCUUUGGCUUUUGUUGCUGCUGCCCUUGUGCAAGUGCAAAUAGACAAAACUCUUCCCGUUUUCCCUGCAGCUGGGCAAUCCCAAAUCAAAAUAAUAAAUCUAGGUACUGAUGGUGCAACAGUUCGGUUUGAACCUCAACUUCAGAGUGUGAAUGUAAUGUCUAUGGAGUCGACAGGUUACAUGACAUUUGAGACUUCUCUGUUGCGAUCAUUAACCGUAACAUCUGGAAAUAAAACUACAACUCAAGUUAUCAAGUUUUCAGGGGGAAACCGUUAUACUCUUAGAGUUAAAAAUACUGCGACGGAAAUUCUUGCUGAAUUGCUGUUCGACAAUGUCGUGUCAAAACCAGAAGAAGGAAAUAAUCUCAUCAGGUUCAUAAACAAUUUUCCCAACACUAUCAACGUCACUAUGGGUGACACUUCUUUUGGAGCACUGACACCUCUUUCUGCCAGUAAUUACAGCCUCUUUCCAGGAGGAAGAAACAAUAAGAUUAUGGUUACUGGAAAUUCAAUACAUUGUUCAGUUACUUCAAAAGCAUUUGGAUUUGGCAGUGCCUAUACAAUUGUAAUUAACAAGUGUUCUGGAGACGCUCUUGAUGUAAUAUAUUCUGAAGAUAUCCCCCCCAACACAGUCCAUAUGGCUUGGCAGAUCCCUCAGUAUUUUAUUCUUACGUGUGCAGAAGUAGUCUUCUCUGUCACUGGGCUGGAGUUUUCAUACUCACAAGCUCCAUCUAAUAUGAAGGCAGUGCUGCAGGCAGGAUGGCUGCUAACAGUGGCUGUUGGUAACAUAAUUGUCCUUAUCGUGGCUGGAGCAUCCAAACUCAGUGAGCAGUGGGCAGAGUAUGUGCUGUUUGCUGCCUUGCUGUUGGCAGUUUGCAUAAUUUUUGCUGUCAUGGCUUAUUUUUAUACUUACAUUGAUCCAAAUGAGAUUGAAGCCCAACUUGAUGAGGAAGAAAAGAAACAAGUCAAAAUGGAUCAAGAUGUCUCUGAAAAGCAAGCUGAAGCUGAUUCUCAGAUGUAA
This is a messenger RNA of Gavia stellata (red-throated loon), 2142 nucleotides long. RefSeq names its product solute carrier family 15 member 1 (gene SLC15A1). The transcript has 22 exons. Gene Ontology annotation, biological process: transmembrane transport; oligopeptide transport. Gene Ontology annotation, cellular component: membrane. NCBI's taxonomy places the organism in Eukaryota, Metazoa, Chordata, Aves, Gaviiformes, Gaviidae. Gene Ontology annotation, molecular function: dipeptide transmembrane transporter activity. The record is from RefSeq and is a predicted model, not a curated record. The coding region runs from base 1 to 2142 and encodes 713 amino acids.